This is a messenger RNA of Trichosurus vulpecula (common brushtail), 2022 nucleotides long. It is a transcript of the gene DTYMK, whose product is annotated as deoxythymidylate kinase. Bases 219 to 857 code for a protein of 212 amino acids. NCBI's taxonomy places the organism in Eukaryota, Metazoa, Chordata, Mammalia, Diprotodontia, Phalangeridae. The record is from RefSeq and is a predicted model, not a curated record. Gene Ontology annotation, biological process: dTDP biosynthetic process; dTTP biosynthetic process; dUDP biosynthetic process. Gene Ontology annotation, molecular function: ATP binding; dTMP kinase activity. Gene Ontology annotation, cellular component: cytosol; cytoplasm; mitochondrion. The transcript is spliced from 5 exons.
GGGGAGGAACGAGGAGUCGUGAGCAUGCGCGUAGCCAAAGGGGGCCCUUCCCCCGCACCGAUCCACAGGCACCCCCAGGAGCAGAACACUGAGCGUGCGCAGCUCCUCCGCUCCGCCCCUCCUUCCCCCCACAGCCCGGCGUAAGGCUAUGACGCCAAGGUGUUGCCAUUUGGCGGGAAGAAGAGACCUUGCUGGGCUAACGGGGUAGGCUUGCGGCCAUGGCGGGGCGUCGUGGUGCCCUCAUCGUGCUGGAGGGCAUGGAUCGUGCUGGGAAGACUACGCAGUGCCGGAAGCUUGUGACGGCCCUGCUGGAGUCUGGACAGCGGGCAGAAUUUCUCCGGUUCCCGGAGAGAUCCACAGAAAUUGGCAAACUGCUGAGCUCCUACCUGGAGAAGAAGAGCAGCAUGGAGGAUCACACGGUGCACCUCCUUUUUUCUGCAAACCGCUGGGAACAGGUACCGUUGAUUAAAGAAAAGUUAAGUCAAGGCAUCACCCUGGUAGUAGACAGGUACGCCUUCUCUGGUGUAGCCUUUACAAGCGCCAAAGAGAAUUUUUCACUAGACUGGUGUAAGCAGCCUGAUGUGGGGCUCCCCAAGCCAGACCUGAUCCUCUUCCUUCACCUGAGCUCACAGGAAGCGGCAAAGCGGGGAGACUUUGGCAGUGAACGUUAUGAAAACAACGCUUUCCAGGAGAAAGCCUUGCAGCGCUUCUACCAGCUAAUGAAAGACGAUUCUCUAAACUGGAAGACCAUCGAUGCUUCUCAAAGCAUAGAAGACUUACACAAGGAGAUUUACUCCCUUUCUGAAGAGACCAUUCAGAUGGCCAGAGAGAUGCCUGUGGGAGAGUUAUGGAAAUAGGGCCGGCCUGCCAGCUCUCUGUGCUCAGCAGGAAGGAGGGGGAGCGCCCACCGGAAGAAGAUGGUGAUGUCUGAGAAUUUAAAAAGGACCAAGCUGUUGGAUGGCCAUGGAUUAUGUCAGGAGGCCCAACCUGGACUUCUUAAUCUGAGCUGAGGCUGCAGCCCUCCUUGCGAGCCCCAGAAUAAGGCAGCAAGAAGGUGGUGGACAGACAUGUGUUUGCUGAGCCAGGAGAGUUGAUUUAGGAGUUCUUCCCAGUUCUGCAAUUAGAGAAAGCCCAUUCUCCUUCCUUUUUGGUCCUGUUUAGUUUCCUUUCUCAGCCUUGUUUUUAACUGGAAUCAUCAAAGUAUUAUCGAGAUAAAUUACUUGUUUGAUCUAGUUUUUCAGGAUCCACAUUUUAGUAGGACAGUAAAUUUGAGUAAUCCUGCAUCAUCUAGGCCGGCUUCAGUCCCAGCAUUAACCUGAACUGUGUGAUGGUAUUCUUUUUGAAAAGUUCCAGUUGUCUUAACAUUCCAUCGUGAUGUCCUUCCUUUGGGGAUGAAUAAAACCAGCAGGAAUACCUACUCUCUUCAACAGAAAUGUAUGUUCAUUUGGGAAAAUAGCUGUGGGAAGCUUACUGUUUCCUACCCCUUCUCUUUGGAAUCUUGAACAAUUUGGCUUAGAACGAGAAGCACUGGAAUGAGAGAGUAUUGGUCAUGGCCCCCCACCUCCCAGAAGUCAGCUCUUGCUUUGAGUUUUGCCUCAGGGUGGAUAGCUGUCGGCAAGACACUAGCUGUGUCCUCUUUUUUAAGUAGCCUGAAUAAAUGUAAACGCUAGUGACUUGAAAGGUACCUUCUGCACAAGGAGGGAGGGCAGCCAGCAGGACCUAUUGGGUAGAGCGGGAGAGCUGGGUUUAAAUCCCACCUCUGACCUUGGGCUGUAAGUAAUAUCAGGUCACCUCUAUGCCUUGGGCUGUGUAUUUGAAAAUCGAGGGUAAAGCUUCCGGUACUUGGCUCACAGGGCAAUCAUCAAGAUUGUAAACCUUAGAGGACUUAAGAAAUAUUGGCUCCUAUUUCAAAUGCUCAUUAAUUAUUGGGAAUGGCUAUCAUAACUCUUAAGUUUGCCAGGUUGAAAACUUGUGUUUGUAAGUCACCAUGAAAUAAAGGCUCCAUUUGGUAUUUGGUCAAGA